Molecule: messenger RNA, 7148 nt
Organism: Scomber scombrus (Atlantic mackerel)
Lineage: Eukaryota; Metazoa; Chordata; Actinopteri; Scombriformes; Scombridae
Gene: glis2b
Product: GLIS family zinc finger 2b
Exons: 8
Coding region: 964-2424 (486 amino acids)
Biological process (GO): smoothened signaling pathway; regulation of transcription by RNA polymerase II
Cellular component (GO): nucleus
Molecular function (GO): DNA-binding transcription factor activity, RNA polymerase II-specific; RNA polymerase II cis-regulatory region sequence-specific DNA binding
Source: RefSeq, a predicted model, not a curated record
GGCUGUCUGUGCGCUUCAGACGGUCGUGGGGGAGACUACCAUCAACACUCAGCGUCUCCUCGAGUGCUUAGAGGGGGGGAAAAAAGACAGAAGAGACACGGGGAUAACUGGGAGAAAAGAAAGCCAAACAGCCCCACCUCGGCAUCUGGAAAAGCACCGAAGAGGAAGGGGACGAUCCUCCCCCUCUACCCCACACCCCGUCGCCAACCCGCCCUACCUACCCUACCCACCACUUCGUGCCAUCCCUCUGGUCUGAACUGCCCUCCCCCCUCCCCCCUAGGAGAACCACGACCACCCAUAGGAAACCCCCACUUGACCAGCGUUGCCAUUAAGUGAUGCGCUCUGAAUUAGGAAGAAAUCACCUAUGCGCUUUUGAUGCACAGUACAACCAGUGGUCUUCAUUUUUCCACAGCGGGAACAGUUAAGGCUACGGAUUUGGGUGUUUACACUUUUUUUUGACGGGUUUCCAGUGGUAUGAUAACAUGCAUUAUAUAUCAUCCAACGGCAACAGACAAGGCUGUCACUUCUUCGAUUAGUCUUUAUUUAAACAACCAGCUGUCACAUACGCUGCAUUCAAGCUGAUGUUUGAUUUGUCCAUGCUUAGAAAUAAUACUGAUAAUGGUCUGGGAACGGACCGCCUCUCCAGACACCUAGUGAUAUUUUCUCAAGACGUGUCAGCUCUAUAUUUCGUUUUUAUCGAAGAAAAAGCGACAAAUUGACGAGGAGUCUCUUGACACCGACGGCGCUUGAGCCAAAGGACUUUGCGUGGUGAAGUUUGCACCGGGAAGAGGGUUGACCAAGUCGGAGAUAUCUCGGCCAUAUCCACGGCAUUUUCACUGUAAGGGUACAACACAGUGAUGCUGGGCCACAAGAGAAGUGGGACUCAAAAUGACAGCUAGAUGAAGCGCCCUGCCCACAACCCUCAGGCUGGGUCCAUAGGUGGGAGGUCGGCGGGUUGCGGACAUGCUGUCCCUGGACGAGCCCCUGGACCUGAAGCUCCCUCGAAGGGCUAAUGGGCGGGACAGAGGGGCGCGCUCACCCCCCCUAUCUCCACUGCACCCCAAGCGAGCUCGCCAGCUUCGCAUGGCAGACGAUGGCACCGCAGUCAUUGAGCCCGCCUCGCCAGCAUCUCCACACACAGGUAUGCAGGUGGUCCCUCAUGACCGAACAGAAACUCCCACCCCCCCUGCAGUGGACCUGAGCUUGUCUCCCUCCUCUCGCCACACCCCCAGCUCUCCGGAAAUGACCAAUGGCAACUAUGUCCACUCAGGAAAUUCUCACAUCUCACAGGCCUUUCAGUUCUUUGUGCCAAUCGGAGCUGGGGCAGGACUUCACCUGCCAUCCUCUAUGUUCCUUGCCCAAACGAGUGAGAAGAGGGCCUCUCCUGACCUCUCAGCAGAUGAACAACUGGCCUGCCACUGGAAGAAGUGCCAUCUGCUCUUUGACUCCCUCCAAGACUUGGUAGAUCAUGUCAAUGACUUCCAUGUCAAGCCUGAGAAGGAUUCUGGUUACUGCUGCCACUGGGAGGGCUGCGCUCGCAAAGGGAGGGGGUUCAAUGCUAGGUACAAGAUGCUCAUCCAUAUCCGCACUCACACUAAUGAGAAGCCCCACCGCUGUCCCACAUGCAACAAGAGCUUCUCACGGCUGGAGAACCUCAAAAUACACAACCGCUCACACACAGGUGAAAAGCCCUACAUUUGUCCAUAUGAGGGUUGCAACAAGCGUUACUCCAACUCAAGUGACCGUUUCAAGCAUACACGCACACACUAUGUCGACAAGCCCUACUACUGCAAGAUGGUGGGCUGCCUGAAGCGCUACACAGACCCCAGCUCUCUUCGCAAGCAUAUCAAGGCCCAUGGUCACUUUGUGGCUCAGGAGCAUGGCUCCCCAGGUGGGGUGGGCUCCAUGCUGAAGGGGAGUCAAAGCGGAGUGCUUGCUAGUGGAGGGGGGAAGGAUUCGGAGUUAUCCUAUGUGAGUGGAGCCCACAUUAUCAUCCCAGGGGCAGCGGCUGCUCUCCUGGGAAGCCAUGCUCUGCAGGGCCUGGGUGGCUCCCUGCCCUUGUCCCCGCUUAGUCCUCGACCCCUGGACCUCAGCACACUGGGUUGCCCCAACUCCCCUCCAGGCAGCUUGGGAGGCACAUCCAUCCUGUCCUUCAAUGGCUCCACGCUGGGCCUAACCAAGUCCCCUCUGCUCUCCCCAGCGUUCCCUUCCUCGGCCCUGGGUCUGCCAAUGGUGUCUGUGCUAGGGCCUGCGUCUGAGCGCAGGGCCCCCAGUCAGCAGGCCAGGAGGGGCCGGGGGGAGGAAGGUGAGAAUGAGGUGACUGGGGGGGUCCUGAACCUUUCCACAGGGGGGUCUCAUGAUCCCCUGUCCUGGGUGGUCAUCCCCCCAGGCACUGUGGUGCUCAAGCCAGCUGUGGUUAACUGAUACACACACACACACACACACACACACACACACACACACACAUUCCAGAAGAGCUCAGGGGGUCGGGACGGGAGGGUGAACGCCAUAGUGAGGGUACGGACAGUCAAAGGUGAUAGGGGAUUGGCUCGCACAAUCAAAUCCACGCAAUGCAUUUCAUAGAGAGGGUGGGAAAAAAGAAAACAAUAGAGAAACUCAGUAAAAAUAAACAAUAGAUAACACUACACCUCACAAGAAUUAAGAAUACAACGCAAGCCUCUUUUAUUGUUGGGAAACUAAGGGGCCCAAGAACUCUGUUCAGGAACAUUUAUGGCUCUGUAUUUCUAUCACAAGGCCCGACAGUGGGCUUCUUGUUGCUUAUUUUAUACUUUAUUCAUUCCUGUUUGCUGGUUCUGUGGACAAGAGUCCAUGAACGUGACAGUCUUAGUGCUCUGUGUUCUCACAAAAGUCCUGAUUCAACAAAGUAUUUAUAUAUGACUAUACUUAAUUGACAGUGUGCCUCCAGCUUAGCAGUGAGAUAGAUACACCAUGAAACUGAAUGACGCACUCUCAGUUAGGCAAACGUGCACGUGAUAGGAAGAUUCUCCACAAUUAAUUUCAAAGUUAUGACUUAUUUUUCACAAACUGUGAUUAAUAUGAUUCAGACAAGCUUGCCAUACCAAAGCAAGUGAAUUCAAACUGUCUUGGAUUGGGUGUUGUGCUGAAAAUGGCCACAGGAGCCAGCUUCAGCUCUGAGACAGCUAAAUUAAACACAGCACUUAAUAGUGUCAAAUGGUUAUAGUGUUGAAACCUCAAAACUGCUGCUAACCUCUCAGCUCCCCUGGUAUAACAUAAACUGGGAGAGAGCACUUUUGACAAUCUAUCCCCAAUUUGGGGAGAGUGACAAACACGGACCAGCCUAGUCCACUCGAAUGUGUGCCAGGCAUUCAGACUAGGGGCUUUUAAGGUGCAGAGCAAUCUGAUGACUUACUGCAGACAAAUGGUGUAACAUCACCUGACAAUGACCAAUCGUCACUUCCUCUUUUACAUAAGUGAAAUUUAAGGCACUUGUGUGUCUGGCUCCCCCCACUGGUUGGACAAGAUACACAACAUCCCGCUUGCCAUUUACAGAACUCGCACUGUUUUGCUCCUGGAUUGUCCAGCUGCUUUCCCGUAAUUGAAUCAACACGGCCAGUUUGUGUAUGAAAGGGCCACUGUGGUGAUAAACACUAGUGUCUUGUACUUUGAAAAGUGACCCGACCCAAAACCAGCUGUGAAAAACAGGUGGUCAUCCAUUCAAAGCCCAACAUAGCUCUGUUGGUUGAAGUUUUGUCCCAAGUUCAACAAGUCCCACGCUGUGCCAAAAAUACCUAGUGAGGAAAAAGAGGGAUGUACGUAUUAUGUCACAGAGGGGGGUGUGAUGCACUCAAUGCCACAUACAGCUGGACUGUCUAGGAAGCCACACUAUUGCAAACUGCCUCAUUUUAUUCUGUCCAAAGGGGCAAAAAACAAAAAAAAGGAAAGAAAAAAAAGACUCCUUUGACUUCUGGGAAAACUUUUUUCAUGGUUCGAUUACGCAGUCAACAUGCACUUACCACACACUAUAUUUCUUACAUGUUUUAUGAAAUGUUACUGCCAAUCCAUGGUUCUUUAAAUCGUAUCUCAUUUUGGCUCAGGCCUGCAAGAGUCAAUUUCGCUGUGGGGUCCUUCUGGGCUUAACUGCUAGUUUGCUAAUGCAUGUAUGAUGUUGAUUGCCGUGUCUAACGGGAGAGGUAGAGGAGCAGGAGAGGAUCAUCACAACACAAGGAACAUUCCCUCAAGAGACUGAUGCUCACACAACCCUCCUCUCUUUAUCUCCUCCACCUCUCCUCUUCCCAUGUGCUUUGCUGGUGGUCUUACUUUUCCAUCGCCCAGUCUUAGAAAUAAUCAGUUAUUGGUGUUUUAUAUUUGUGUCAUUGUUUUUUUCAUUUCAUUUCAUUUUUUUGCUGUUGUUCAGACGAGACAUUUUUCCUGAUGUUGAAGUUGCUUCUUGUGCUCAGCUUUCUGCUGUUGUGGAGGAGUCUUUUGAGGAGCUGAAGAGAGGGAGAGAUUUGGGUCAUCUUAAGGUCAAUAGUUCCUAACCUGGGGGUCGGGCCCACCAAAAAGUGCCCUUUGAUAAAUCAGAGGGGUAUCAAUGUAAUCAAGAUGAUGUCAUUGCUAUAAAAAGAGGGAAUAUUUAUUUUUCACAAAAUAAUGUUAAUGUUUCUUCAGUGAUAUUUGCUUUUAGUCACGUUAACUGGUUUGCUUGUGGAUGGCAAAGUCAGCCUGUGGGUCAAUCCACCACUUUUUUCCCAGACUGAAAUAUCUCAACAGUGUUUGCAUGGAUUGCCAUUCAAUUUUGAACAGACAUUCAUGGUGCCUAGAGGACAAAUCCUAAUGGCUUUGGUGAUCCCCUGACUUUUUCCUCUAGCGCCACCAUGAGGUUGAAAGUUUUUUUAUUGAAAUGUCUCGACAACUAUUGUAUGGAUUGUAAUGACAUUUGGUACAGAUAUUCAUGUCCUCCUCAGGAUGAAUUAGAACAACUUCAGUGAUCCUGUGACUUUUCACUUUGCACCAUUAUCAGGCUAAAAACAUUAACUUGUCCAAUACUUUAGUUUAUGACCGUAUUCCUGUAAAAUUCUUGACAUUCCCAUCAGCCUCAGCUGUAGUUUGGGUUUAGUGCUAAAAAGCAAAUAUUUGCAACACACUAAACUACAAUGCUAACCAUAAACACCUGAUAAACAUCAGCAUGUUAGCAUUUGCAGUACAAGCAGAGACACCAGUGUGGCUGUAGAUGGUCUUGUUUCUUGUGAAAUCACUCUGCUCAAAACAAUAUGUCCCAACUACGGCCAUAAACUGUAGAUAUUGCUUUAUUUUAUGGGGGUUGCAAGCCAAAAAGGUUUGGAACCACUGCUCUAUUGGGAAAAUUAUAUUUAAGAUGGGUAUUCAGUGGGCCACAUGACAUCACAGUCCACCAUGACAAUCACAUUGGUGCACCGAGGACCAUUUAGAGAGUGGGUGGACCAAAAACACAUUUUGUUUUAAGUGUCCUUAUAAAUAAUUAUAUUCUGUUUCUGCUCCCUUCGUUCUGAUUAUUAAUUCCAGUUCGAUAAAGGGAAGCCAUAGAGAAAUCACAUCCGACUGUGAAAUGUCGGGCAACGCUGGGAGGGUAUGAGAGCAUAGAGAGAAACGAUUGGCUGAAUGAAUAAAUGAAUGAACAGGGGACAAGGAGAGAUGAGGGGUUAGGCUGUGUGCCAGCAGAGGGAAAAGAGGCAGAGGAUAACUGCGCUGUGCAGCCGCCCUCCAUCUGGCCACCCACCCAGCAAACGGCCCUCUCUACUCUGAAGUCAGUGGCUGUGCUGAGUCCAAUGUGGCAGCUACUCACAGGCCUACCAGCCUGCAGAAAACUAGGCCACUGAACUCUGUCUGCCCUCUGGGUUUUUUUUUUUUUUUAUAGAUUAAACCCAAAAGGCUCAACUCCCCCACCUCCCGGCCACAAAGCUUUUUACCAGAGAUGGAGAAGACAGUUAAAUUAGCAAGCCGCAUUCACAGUAAACAAACACCAUUAUAACCCUGUCCCUGUCCCUGUCUUCUGGGCUGCCCAAAGGUCUGCAAGGAUUUACAACAGCCACAAACCGCAUACCUGUGUUUCUGCCUCAUUAAUUCUUUGUCAUUAUUAUCUUAGACACCCCCUCCCCCCUUUAUGACACACACACACACACCAGUGGCCAGUCUCUUGAUAUCAGACCAGUUAUUGAAGAGGAUCUCUCGCUGUGAGUGGACAAUCCUGGUGUGUGAUGUCAUCAGAAACAGGUGUUAAGUAGGCUAGACAUGGUUUCCUUGGCAACAGUGAAACCCACAGAUGCAACGACUCUCCUCCUCCCUGUCUGUCCAUCUCUGAUCUGCUGGUAGCAGACAGUGACAGAAGCUCAACACGGUGGCAGAAAGCUGAUAACAUGACACGGAUCCUCCCUGGGUCCAAAUAUUUUCAAUAUUAAAUAAGCUGUAUGAUCCAUUAACCCUUUGAGCUCAGUCUGUAAUAAACUGCACUUUUGUUCCCCUCAUUGUGUAUGUAGAUAGGGGGAUGCUGUUACAUCCUUUCUCAGUGUAGAGCUUUAUUCAUCAAUUGUUUUGGGAACCAAGAUCAAUUGUAAAAAUCGUCACUGUUGAUACAGUCAUCCUCAGUCUGAAUUUAAAGUCUUAUGUUUUUUCAGAUUACAUUUUGAAAGCGGUACUUGCUCCUGGAGAUUUUUAAAGUAACCCUCACUUAAUGCUAUGACAAGUGGAACUGAAAUCCAGGACAUAAAAAAAUGUGUUAGCUAGGUCAGUGUCAUUUUAAAGGGGUGCCAUUGACUGAAGUGCCACAGUGUUGCACAAAGGGUUAAUGAUAAGACUAAGGCCAUGCAAGGCCUGUUCCAAGUUAUGUUUUUUGCACAUUUGUGAGAUAUGUCAGUAUUUUAAUUUUCCAAGUGCCUUUUUAUUAUAGGUAAAAUAUAGAAGCUAUACACUAUAUGAAAAAAAAAAGAUUAUAUGAAAGUAUAUUUUUUCCUGGCAUCAUGUUCUGUGGUUGAACAUGCAGAAUUUUAGAGUUGUAAAAGUCUCCAAUUGGUACAACAUAGCAAUGUUCUCCUGUUUUAGAGGAAUUUUAUUACGAUAUUGAUAAUAAUGUCAAUGAAAAGAAAACUGUUUAAUAAAGUGGCAUUUGAUACAAUUUGUGUUUUCAUUUAUGU